Molecule: messenger RNA, 4075 nt
Organism: Puntigrus tetrazona (Sumatra barb)
Lineage: Eukaryota; Metazoa; Chordata; Actinopteri; Cypriniformes; Cyprinidae
Product: sialoadhesin-like
Exons: 22
Coding region: 209-4060 (1283 amino acids)
Biological process (GO): cell surface receptor signaling pathway
Molecular function (GO): transmembrane signaling receptor activity
Source: RefSeq, a predicted model, not a curated record
AGGUACAAAUGAAAGCAAUAGCUUGCCAUAAAACAAUCAACAAUACUGUAGAAUGUUUCUUGCUCUUAUAAUGCCAUGUAAAUGCUUUUUAAUCAGAUUAUGUAGAAAAAACUAUGUUUUUAAAACUUGGUAGAGUAUAAGAUGAUUCAUGGGACUCUGAAGUAUUAACACAGUUUGUCUUCAGUCAUAGAUGGUUAUUUGGUAAUAUAUGGAGCUCAGGCAACUUCCCUUUGUGUUCUUUCUGAUUUCAAACAUCAGCUUUGGACGCGCUGAUGAAAGACCAAAACCCAAAGUGAGCAUUAAACCUGAUCAACAUGUACUCAGAGGAGACACAGUCACUCUCAGAUGUGACAUUGAUGCUGAAGGAGUCACUAUCUGGAAGUACAGCUGGUAUAAAGACGGUUCAGUCAGUGUUUUCAGUGAAGGACAGGAACACACAUUCAGUUCUGUUACUGAGUCUGAUGAGGGUAAAUACUCCUGUUAUGGAGCAGAGAGAGAAGGAUCACGAACAUCAAUCAUCAGUGAUGAAGUGACACUGACAGUAUCAGAUAAAGCCCAGACAGUUUUAAGCGUUUCUCCUCAGAAGUGGUUGACUGAAGGAGAUCCAGUGACUCUGAUCUGUGAGGUUAAAGGCUCCUCUACAGGCUGGACAUUCAGCUGGUACACUCAAACAGUUUUUACAGACAACAGUCAUCAUUAUCAUCUGCUCUCAGACAGCAGCAGAGGAGCUGGAGGAAACUACACUGUCAGUUCUGCUGCUCUAAAACACACAGGAGUUUAUGUGUGUAGAGCAGAGAGAGGAAAACCAGCAUAUAACACCACCUUCAGCAACACACAACCACUAUGGGUCAUAGGUGUUUCUCCUCCAGUCUCUCUGAUCAUCAGUCCCAACAGAACUCAACACUUCACAUUGGUCUCUCUCUCUCUGAGCUGUGAGGACCAGAGUAACUCUGAUAGAUGGACAGUGAGAAGAUACACAGAUAGUGGACAUCUAGAAGAUUGUUCAUCAUCACACUGGGGGCGACAAACAGGAUCUAAAUGUAAAAUCAGCCCCACCGUCCCAUCAGACACUGGAGUGUACUGGUGUCAGUCUGAAUAUGGAGAUAGCUAUAAUAUUGUUAACAUCACUGUACACACUGGUGUGAUUCUGGAGAGUCCUGUUCAUCCUGUGACUGAAGGAGAUUCUCUGACUCUACGCUGUUUAUAUACAUAUAUAAGCCCACCAAACCUCAGAGCUGAUUUCUAUAAAGAUGGAUCACUCAUCCAGAGUCAAACUACAGAGAUGAUCAUCUCUAAUGUCUCAAAGUCACAUGAGGGUUUCUACUACUGCAAACACCCAGAGAGAGGAGAGUCACCCAAGAGCUGGAUCUCAGUCAGAGGAGUCUCAAGUGAAUCCUGCUGUAUAUACUCUCACUCAGGAUCUCAGAUCUCUGUCCUUCACACACUCAGUUCUGUUCUGGCAGUUUGUCCAUAUCUGCUAGUGACAGUCGUGCUCAUCUUCAAAUGCUGCAGGAUGAGAGGUACAUCCGUUGAAGAGAAAGAAACUUCUUUAAAUGUUCACCGGAGACUCAGUGACUCUGAGAUGAGACCUGAUCAACAUGUAUUCAGAAGAGAGACAGUUACUCUCAGAUGUGACAUUGAUGCUGAAGGAGUCACUAUCUGGAAGUACAGCUGGUAUAAAGACGGUUCAGUCAGUGUUUUCAGUGAAGGACAGGAACACACAUUCAGGUCUGUUACUGAGUCUGAUGAGGGUAAAUACUCCUGUUAUGGAGCAGAGAGAGAAGGAUCACGAACAUCAAUCAUCAGUGAUGAAGUUACACUGACAGUAUCAGAUAAAGCCCAGACAGUUUUAAGUGUUUCUCCUCAGAAGUGGUUGACUGAAGGAGAUCCAGUGACUCUGAUCUGUGAGGUUAAAGGUUCAUCUACAGGCUGGACAUUCAGCUGGUUUACACUGUUUCAUCAGCAACAAACAGCCACUGUGGGUCACUGGUCUCAGGAAGUCUUGAGGCUCUAUGACAGUCUGUCAUUAACUGUCUGUCAUCAUUCAGUCAGUAUGGAGCUCAGUCAACUUCCUCUUGUCCUCUUGUUGAUUUCAAGCAUCAAUUCUGGACGCACUGAAGAAACACCAAAGCCCAAAGUGAGUAUCAAACCUGAUCAGCAUGUAUUCAGAAGAGACACAGUCACUCUCAGAUGUGACAUUGAUGCUGAAGGAGUCACUAGAUGGAAGUACCGCUGGUAUAAAGAUGGUUCAGUCAUUGUUUUCAGUAAACUGCAAGAACACACAUUCAGGUCUGUUACUGAGUCUGAUGAGGGUAAAUACUCCUGUUAUGGAGCAGAGAGAGAAGGAUCACUCAGAUCACAGAUCAGUGAUGAAGUUACACUGAUAGUAUCAGAUUUACCCAAACCAACUGUGAUUGUUGAGCCACAAAGUUCAGUGUUCACUGGAGACUCAGUUACACUGAGAUGUGAGGUGAAUCAAACUUGGGUUAGAUGGGAGUUUCUCUGGAUAAAAGACUCAAACACUCAACUGACUGAUACUGCAACUAAAACAAUUGAUUCAGUGAAAGUUUCUGAUGGAGGAGAGUACACGUGCAGAGCACGAAGGGAAGGAUAUUACACACAUUUCAGUGAACCAGUAACACUGACAAUAUAUGAAAGACCAAAAGCCAAAGUGAGCAUUAAACCUGAUCAACAUGUAUUCAGAGGAGAGACAGUCACUCUCAGAUGUGACAUUGAUGCUGAAGGAGUCACUAUCUGGAAGUACAGCUGGUAUAAAGACGGUUCAGUCAGUGUUUUCAGUGAAGGACAGGAACACACAUUCAGGUCUGUUACUGAGUCUGAUGAGGGUAAAUACUCCUGUUAUGGAGCAGAGAGAGAAGGAUCACGAACAUCAAUCAUCAGUGAUGAAGUGACACUGACAGUAUCAGAUCUCAGAGCAGUUUUAAGCGUUUCUCCUCAGAAGUGGUUGACUGAAGGAGAUCCAGUGACUCUGAUCUGUGAGGUUAAAGGCUCCUCUGCAGGCUGGACAUUCAGCUGGUACACUGUAAUAAUUUCAUCUGACUACAGCAGUAAUCAUUAUAAGCUGCUCUCAGACAGCAGCAGAGGAGCUGGAGGAAACUACACUGUCAGUUCUGCUGCUCUAAAACACACAGGAGUUUAUGUGUGCAAAGCAGAGAGAAGAAAAUCUGUGUAUUAUAAAACCAUCAGCAACACACAGCCACUUUGGGUCAAUGCUGUAUCUUCCUCCUCAGGUGUUUCUCCUCCAGUCUCUCUGAUCAUCAGUCCAAACAGAACUCAACACUUCACAUCGGUCUCUCUCUCUCUGAGCUGUGAGGACCAGAGUAACUCUGAUAGAUGGACAGUUAGAAGAUACACAAAUAGUUGGGGGCUGGAAGAUUGUUCAUCAUCAGUGUGGGGAUCACAAACAGGAUCUUCAUGUAAAAUCAGCUCCACCACUGCAUCAGACACUGGAGUAUACUGGUGUCAGUCUGAAUCUGGAGAGAACAGUCAUCCUGUUAAUAUCACUGUACACUUUUUUGUGAUUCUGGAGAGUCCUGUUCAUCCUGUGACUGAAGGAGAUUCUCUGACUCUACGCUGUUUAUAUCCAUAUAUAAGCCAACCAAACCUCAGAGCUGAUUUCUAUAAAGAUGGAUCACUCAUCCAGACUCAAACUACAGAGAUGAUCAUCUCUAAUGUCUCAAAGUCACAUGAGGGUUUCUACUACUGCAAACACCCAGAGAGAGGAGAGUCACCCAAGAGCUGGAUCUCAGUCAGAGCUGGUGUGAUUCUGGAGAGUCCUGUUCAUCCUGUGACUGAAGGAGAUUCUCUGACUCUACGCUGUUUAUAUCAACGUUCAACCCCACCAGACCUCAGAGCUGAUUUCUAUAAAGAAGGAUCACUCAUCCAGAGUCAAACUACAGAGAUGAUCAUCUCUGAUGUCUCAAAGUCACAUGAGGGUUUCUACUACAGCAUGUUAACACUGAAAGAUUCGUUAGCAAAUUGUUUGUGCUGUACACUUGUGAUCUGGACUCAGUGUGAAACAUUGUAUAAAACACUGUGACGGGCUCUGUGUUAA